UUUGUCGGUCACGUGACUGCUCUGAAAACCUUGUGACGAAUCUGAUCUGGUGAUAGAAGUAGAAAAUCAGAGGUAAUAGGAGACUACGAUUAAAAAAAAUAAAUAUCAAGAUUCGUUGAUUGGUUUUAAACCAUCGGUGCCUCCUUCGAAAGAGCCAAAAUGACGGCAGCGGUGUUUUUCGGCUGCACUUUUAUCGCCUUCGGCCCGGCCAUCGCUCUGUUUCUGUUUACCAUCGCCCGGGAGCCGCUGAGGGUCAUCUUCCUCAUAGCAGGGGCAUUUUUCUGGCUAGUGUCGCUGCUGCUGGCCUCUCUGGUAUGGUUCAUCUCAGUUCAGAUCAGUAAUAAGGACAACCCAGGGCAGCAGAAAGGCCUGCUGAUCUUUGGUGUGGUGUUGUCAGUCCUGCUGCAGGAAACCUUCCGCUUUGCUUACUAUAAGCUGUUGAAGAAAGCGAAUGAAGGCCUCCUCAUUUUAAGUCAAGAAGAAACUAUGCCAAUAUCCAUACGACAGCUGGCCUACGUGUCUGGCCUUGGCUUUGGCUUCAUGAGCGGAGCCUUCUCUGUGGUGAACAUCCUGGCUGACUCUGCAGGACCUGGGACCGUUGGGAUCCAUGGAGACUCACAGCACUACUUCCUGUCCUCAGCCUUCAUGACUAUGGCCAUCAUCCUGCUCCACAUGUUCUGGGGUGUCGUGUUCUUCGACGCCUGCGAGAGGCAGCGCUGGUGGGCGGUCGCUGUGGUCGUCGUCAGCCACCUCAUCGUCUCCUGCCUGACCUUCCAGAACCCGGAGUACGUCGCCAGCCUAGUUCCCACCUACAUCAUCUUGUUCUUGAUGGGAGUUUGGGCAUUUUACACCGCUGGUGGCUCCCUCAGAAACCUCAAACUCUGCCUCACCUGCAAAGACAAGGACUUCCUGCUGGCCAACCACCGGCCAAGAUAACACUGUGUGCUCAGCAGAGUUACCGGACUCUAUUUAAAAAUCUUAACACACACACACACACACACACACACACACGCUGAACAUACAGAAGCAUUGCAUAUGAAACUGGAUCACCGUGUUUAUCUCGAAACCUUAAAGCAGAGAACCGAUGGUUUUGGGUCAUGUUCACGUCAGUAAAGAUUUUAUUUUUGUUCACAUUUUUCUCAUCAAUGCUUCAACGUAACGUCUUGCAGCAACACUCCUGACGUCCUUCAGUCAUACAGUGUGACAGCUCUGAUUGUUUAAUCUAAAUUCUGUUUGUACAGUAAGGAGACACUUUAAAGAACCUGGUGUGUAAACGCUGAACUCUCUGACCGUGUGUCUGAUUUAGAACCAGCCUUUAACUUGAGGCUGAUGUUUGUGUUGUAAAACAUAAUGAUGAACAAACCCAGCUUGACUUUCUUGUCCUUGUUUGAACUCACCUUCCUUCUUUUGGUCUUGAACCAAACUGGAGACUCAGACACACUCAAGCUCCUUUCUUUCACAUUAGUUGAUGCUUUAUUUUAUUUUUCAUUUUUCUGUCCACUCAAAUGCAAAAGUGCGUCUGCUUGCUGGUCUCCUGAUUGUUCACAUUGAUUUAGCUUUUUUAAGUUUUCGUACUGAACAAGUCUUUAAAUUCUACACUGAAUGCUUUCUUUGCACCUGAUUUUGUUUUGAUGAUCUUCUGUACAGUUCAUUCGAACACUGACAUUUAAAGCAGAUGGGAUGUAAGAAUUUAUUUUACACAGAAAACCAACAAACCUGCAAUAACAAAUCUUUGUACGCUCAGUCUGUUGCUAGUAAAGAGAAUCAUGGAUGUCUGGAGAGCAGAAUAAAGAUGGGUCUUUGUUGUUUACAGUGGUUAGAAAUAAAUGACCUGAAAAUGAA
Molecule: messenger RNA, 1842 nt
Organism: Nothobranchius furzeri (turquoise killifish)
Lineage: Eukaryota; Metazoa; Chordata; Actinopteri; Cyprinodontiformes; Nothobranchiidae
Gene: aph1b
Product: APH1B gamma secretase subunit
Biological process (GO): Notch receptor processing; Notch signaling pathway; protein processing
Cellular component (GO): membrane; endoplasmic reticulum; gamma-secretase complex
Molecular function (GO): protein-macromolecule adaptor activity
Source: RefSeq, a predicted model, not a curated record